This is a messenger RNA of Ostertagia ostertagi, 783 nucleotides long. The record is from the annotation of a GenBank genome assembly. Lineage: Eukaryota; Metazoa; Nematoda; Chromadorea; Rhabditida; Trichostrongylidae.
CCCGACGACAGCGACAUCGAACGUGACUUGGAGAAAGCUGUCUCUUCCCUAUCUGCUAGGAAUGAGCUUCUUGUGAUCGCAGAUGGCGACCUCUCAGUGUUCGCUUUUUAUGACCAGCAUAAAAAGGCCGAAGGAACUCAAGACCCAAUCUUAGCGGCAUUCCUCAAGAAAAAGGAGAAAGAGAGCGAUAAACCGCACAAAGAGAAUCAGUUAGCUCUCCCAUUGGCGGUAGCCGCGCUCAACUUCUUCUAUCGGCACCUAGAAAGGGGAGAAGCGGAGCUCCAGAAGUUCCUCAUUGAUUUGGCCAAGAAGCAAACCCCUGCGAUAAGGCACAAGGAAAAGGCUACCGAUGAAGAUGGCUAUAGUACCGACGUGAAGUGGCUGCUUAUCCCGAAAUCGAAGACAGAUCAGAUAAAAAGGGGCACGACCGUGGCAUUCAGAGUGCAGGACAAUCGGAUGGUUCUUUGGGAUAAGCUCAUGGGUCCAAUAGCCGAUGAACCAGACCGUUUUCUUUUUUCGACCGAUUCGGCACAUCCCGCGUCUUCCGACUCGUUGCGAAGACGGAUAAAUGAGGUUCUUCGAAGUUGCGGUAUACAAGAUAAAGGCCUAACAUCGCAUUCAUUGCGGGGUGGAGCAGCAACGGCUGCUAUGAGAAAAGGAGUUAAGUAUGAAGAUAUACAGAGUAGGAGGAUGGAAGUCCUCCAACUCCAUGAUGUAUUAUUUGGAGCCAACGCCGAUAUAACGAGCACGAACGGCAAUGGAGCGCCUGCGGAUAUGCAGGGA